AGACUCGCCAAUUUCUCCUCGUCAUUGAAUCAAUCAUGCUACUUUUGGGCGGAUUAGUAUUCUUGGUAGCUGUUGUAGCUAAUUCAGCUUCACCGACUAAUCUCACUGAUGUUGGUGCUAGUUGUACCAUUACGAAAUUUAAUCAAGUUUCUUCGGUACUAAACAGUUGUACGAAUGUUGUUGUGAAAAACCUCGUUGUCGAUGCCGGACAAACUCUUAAACUUUUUCUGAAGGCAGGAGCGACUCUAACUUUUGAAGGAACAACUACAUUUGCAUAUGCUGAAUGGAAAGGACCCUUGAUUUGGAUAAAAGGAAAUGGAAUUACAGUGGUUGGAGCUCAAGGUCACAAACUCGAUGGCCGAGGAGAGAAAUGGUGGGAUGGCAAAGGAGAUGGCGGAAAGGUGAAGCCACAAUUCAUGUUUAUCCAAGCCACAGGAGGAUCUGUUUUGAAAAAUAUCAAUAUGUACAAUUGUCCCCAUCAAUGUGUGGGAAUCUCUGAUAGUGAUCACGUUACUAUCAGCAAUUGGCAACUUGAUAGUUCGGCUGGCAACCCAGUGAAUGGGAAAGAAGUUGGGCAUAACACCGAUGGAUUUGAUCUUUACAAGUCCAAUUACAUCCUUCUUGAUGGCAUUGUUGUUAGAAAUCAAGAUGAUUGCAUUUGUAUCAAUGGAGGUUCUCAUCUGACAUUCAGAAAUUUAUGGUGUUACGGAGGUCACGGCUUGAGUAUAUCAUCAGGAAUGAGCAUGACGGAUUACAAUCUGAAUGUCGUUUCCGAUGUGCAUUUCGAACAUUGCCAUGUGAGCGAUUCACGAAAUGGAAUUCACAUCAAAACAAUAGCAGACGGAGGAAAAGGAAAGAUGUCUGGCCUUUACUUCAGCGAUAUUCAAUUGUCAGGAAUAUCUACCUACGGAAUCAACGUCGAACAAAACUAUAGAAACAAUGGUGGACCUUCUGGAAAGCCAAACAAUAAUGUGCCUAUCGAUACUCUGGAGAUUAAUGGGGUGACUGGAACUUUAAAUGGGCCGUGGUCAGUGAAAGCCUAUAUUCUAUGUGCCUCUGGAGCAUGUAAAAAUUUCAAAUGGUCAAAUAUCAACCUUCAGGGUAACUCACGGCCCGACUCCUGCAACUUCCAUCCCUCCGGAUAUAAUUGUUAGUAGUGAAUGAAAAUGAUAUUGUGUCAACUAGAUUCGACAAAAUGGUCAUAAUAACUAAACAUAAUAAAAAACAAUUUGUAAGAUUAUUUUUGAAAUAAUUCAAAAUGAACAAUGUUGUGUUACUUGUUUUAUUUGUUUUGGCAGAUAUAUUGUUAACAAUAUGAAUCCAUUAAUGAAGUUCUGUAGAUAGCAACUAAUAAAUGAUAUUAA
This is a messenger RNA of Leptinotarsa decemlineata (Colorado potato beetle), 1364 nucleotides long. RefSeq names its product polygalacturonase. The record is from RefSeq and is a predicted model, not a curated record. Gene Ontology annotation, biological process: pectin catabolic process. NCBI's taxonomy places the organism in Eukaryota, Metazoa, Arthropoda, Insecta, Coleoptera, Chrysomelidae. Gene Ontology annotation, cellular component: extracellular region. Gene Ontology annotation, molecular function: polygalacturonase activity.